AUGCAUCCUCUGUCACUGCAGGUUUUCGCUUGCCUGUGUGUUUUGUUACCUUUGACAACGAGCAGUCCCAUCGACAACCGUGCGGACGCAACCGAGGACGAGAGCAGGAAUGUGGUGGAAGACGAUUUUCAAGAAGAGGAUUCUGUUGAUUUUAACACCCUGCUGGCAAACAUGAAAGGAGAGUUCCUGAAGAGUCUGAACUUGUCGGGAAGUCGACCCAUGGAUGCAGCGAAAGUGGAACCACCUGAGUACAUGAUUGAACUCUACAACAGGUUCGCAAAUGACAGGACGUCCAUGCCCUCCUCCAAUAUAGUCAGGAGCUUCAAGAACGAAGACACUUCAGUCUCCAACCAAACCAAUGGUGUGAGGAUCCAUUCUCUCCUUUUCAAUGUGUCCGUGCCUCGUCAUGAAGAAAUCACUAUGGCUGAACUACGGCUGUACACCUUGGUGGAUAGAGACAGAAGAAUAUAUGAAGGAGUGGACAGGAAAGUCACCAUCUAUGAAGUAAGUGAAGGAGAAGUUGAAGGAGAUACCAAGGAAGAACAUCCCCGACAAGGAAAGUUAAAAUUAGCAAAAAGACAAAUUUAUGGCAGGGACAGUGGAUGGGAGACCUUUGAUGUGACAGAAGCUAUCUUGAGAUGGUCAAAAUCUGAGAGGACCACCCACAGACUUGAAGUACACAUUGAAAAUAUGGAAGAAGAAAAGCAUGAAGAUGGAGAUCUUGAUAUUGACAUGAAACCGGAGACUAAACAUGUACCAUUGCUAAUAGUGUUCUCUGAUGACAGAAACAGCAUUAAGAAAGAGGCCAUUGAAGAACUGGAGCAGAUGAUUGACCAUGAGCAAGAUGUGGUGUUUCAGAGCUUGGAGGCUGGAAAUUUUGGCACCAACUUGAACGAAGAAGCCUUGUUGCAAAGGCGGUCAAACAUGCUCUAUGAUACCUCCUCAAGAAUCAGAAGGAAUGCCAGGGGGAAUUACUGCAAAAGGAGUCCCCUCUACGUGGAAUUUAAGGACAUCGGGUGGGACUCCUGGAUCAUAGCCCCAACAGGAUAUGAAGCUUACGAGUGUAAAGGCUCUUGCUACUACCCAUUGACCGAGCACGUCACACCAACAAAGCAUGCCAUUGUUCAGACCCUGGUGAAUCUCCGCAACCCUAAAAUGGCAGCUAAAGCCUCUUGUGUUCCCACAAAAUUGGACCCCAUCUCCAUCCUCUAUCUGGAUGAUGCAGGUGUGGUCACGUACAAAUUCAAGUAUGAAGGUAUGGUCGUGGCAGAAUGUGGCUGCAGAUAG
This is a messenger RNA of Pristis pectinata (smalltooth sawfish), 1287 nucleotides long. It is a transcript of the gene bmp10, whose product is annotated as bone morphogenetic protein 10. NCBI's taxonomy places the organism in Eukaryota, Metazoa, Chordata, Chondrichthyes, Rhinopristiformes, Pristidae. Bases 1 to 1287 code for a protein of 428 amino acids. Gene Ontology annotation, molecular function: growth factor activity; cytokine activity. The transcript is spliced from 2 exons. Gene Ontology annotation, cellular component: extracellular region. Gene Ontology annotation, biological process: BMP signaling pathway; SMAD protein signal transduction. The record is from RefSeq and is a predicted model, not a curated record.